UACAGAUUUUAUGGUCCGUUUUAGCCAUAAUUGUUGAUGAAAUACACUCCGUCCAAACACAACACCGCCAUAGUAUCCACAGCUAUGUAUUUCCUUGUUAGCUAACAGUUACAUAGAGAGAAAAGUCUUUAUUUCAGUCAACAAAGGCCGCUCUGAUACGAGGUGAAAUGAGUUCAUUGCUCAGCAAUAGAAGCGGCAGCGCUGGUUUUGAGUGUCUUGUGUUUGUCGCUAGAUGGCAGAAGAAGUCAAGUUUUCUAGGGGAUUAACGGGGUCGUGUAUCGUGCUGCUGCAGCCUGGGUUAUUUUGUAAUAUAACAUCAAGUGCAAACCAUGAAAUGGCAUUUAAAAGCAAAACGGUUGAGUCGAAGACCGUGCUCUUCAAUCUGCUGCUAUGUCUGGUCAUAUUUUACUCUCUUUUCUACAUGAUUGGGAGUGUGUGCUUCGGUGCCUUCAGGUUGGAUCACUUUGACGGACUUAUUCCAUUUGACUUCAAGACCGAACCUGCUGAAUCCAACUCCAAAUACUUGGUGAACCUCCUGGCCCUUGAGCUCACCUACUUUUGCAGUGGCCUUUUGUUUGCUGCAGUGGUGAGGAGGCGGGUGUGGGACUAUGCCCUCACUGUCACAUUUCUGCAUGUAAUGAUCACCAGCCUAGUGAUGUUGGAGUUUCCCAUGGUGUGGCAGUGGUGGCUGGCUUUAGGUAGCGGCUUGUUUCUGAUGAUCUGCAACGGUCAGCUGAUAGCUUACUUCACCUGCCAGAGUGACCAGAGCUACGCCUCCUUCAGCAUCUACUGACAGACAGGAAGCUAGGUACUGUUUCAUAAAUAGUCUUGUGAAGUGAGGUAGAAAGGAUCAGACCAGAUGCUCUCAUCCUGGAGACAUCCAUUAGACUCUCCACAUUGAUGGGCUUUUUGUGUUUGUCACACAAAAAAGACUCCUCACUAUAUCCUCACCCUCACACAUAAAGUCAGAAUUGGGUCCAAUUUGUUGCCAACAGACUGGCAUCCUAUUGUUUUUAUGUAAAUGCCACAAGAUGUUCUCUGUAUUUUGCUUGUGAUGCACAAUGCCU
This is a messenger RNA of Cottoperca gobio, 1067 nucleotides long. Its product is annotated as transmembrane protein 244-like. Lineage: Eukaryota; Metazoa; Chordata; Actinopteri; Perciformes; Bovichtidae. The transcript is spliced from 6 exons. Bases 233 to 793 code for a protein of 186 amino acids. The record is from RefSeq and is a predicted model, not a curated record.